AUCCUACUUGGUUAAACCCCCAGCGCCCAGAAGGACACACCUACCUACAGCUUAUUAUAACGCAGUGUAGAGCAGUCAUCUGUUUUAAACUGACGAAUUCAACAUCGGAUUGGCAGUUUCAAGGACUUAUUCUUCCUAAAGUAGAGCCCAACAGAAAAAGGCAUGGAUGUGUCAAUCAUUAGGAUCCCACCUCACCACUACAUCCAUGUGUUGGAUCAGAACACCAACAUUGCGCGGGUGGAGAUCGGCCCUCUCACCUACAUCCGCCAGGACAAUGAAAGGGUUCUGUUUUCUCCAGUCCGUAUGAUAAUGGUGCCACCUCGGCAUUACUGUGUUGUGCUCAACCCUGUUGUUCGUGACGAUGAGGGCCGGGUUCAGUUUGAUGGAUCCGGUCAAGCCAAGCUCCGACACGCUGACCUGGAGAUCCGUCUGACCCAGGACCCAUUCCCCCUCUAUCCUGGUGAAGAGAUUCAAAAGGAUGUGACACCGCUGCAGAUCGUGUACCCAGACACAGCCUUGCGCCUGCAGGCCCUGCUUGACUUUGAAGAGGAGGGAGGAGAGAAGAGAGUAGCGGGAGAUGAGUGGUUGUUUGAGGGACCAGGGACGUAUAUUCCCAGGAAAGAGGUGGCAGUGCUGGAAGUCAUUAAGGCCACCGUAAUCCGAGAGAACCAAGCCAUUCGUCUCAGAGCACGUAAAGAGGGUCUGGACCGAAGCGGAGUCCGAAGAGUUACAGGUGAGGAGUGGCAGGUCAGUAAGGUGGGAGCUUACCUGCCUGGAGCUCAUGAAGAGGUCGUGGAGAUUGUCAAUGCUUUCAUCCUUACAGACAAGAAUGCCCUGCAUGUGCGAGCACUUCGCGCAUUCCGUGAUGCCGGGGGCCAGGACCGCCGUACCGGAGAGGAGUGGCUGGUGACCGUGGCCGACAGAGAAGCUCAUAUACCCUCUGUUGCCGAGGAGAUUGUCGGGGUGGUUGAAGUGACGACACUAAACAGCAGGCAGUACUGUGUGAUUCUGGACCCCGUGGGGCAUGAUGGAAAACCUCAGCUCGGACAGAAGAGAGUAGUGAAGGGUGAGCGUUCAUUCUUUCUGAGGCCAGGUGAGGAACUGGAGAAUGGCAUUCAGGAUGUGUACGUGCUGUCUGAAGAGGAGGGGCUUGUUCUCCGUGCCGUGGAGGCCUUUAUCGACACAGAAGGGCAGGAAGAAGAAACGGAAGAGGAAGAAGGAGGAAAACGCACCAAAAAGCGAGGUCUCCAGCGUCGUCCAGGUGACCGCUGGAUGCUGCGUGGCCCAAUCGAAUAUGUGCCACCCACCUCCGUGGAGGUGUUGAUGCGACGUGAGGCCAUCCCACUGGAUGAGAAUGAGGGAAUUUACAUCCGAGACAUCAAAACUGGAAAGGUGCGCGCUAUGAUUGGGCAGACCUACAUGCUAACACAUGAUGAGGAGUUGUGGGAAAAGAAGCUUCCAGCCAAUGUGGAGGCUCUUCUGAGUCAAGCCCGUGACCCACUGGCCGACCGUUCCACCCGUUUUGGAGCAGUGUUACCGGCUGAGAGGAAUAAAAACAGCGUGGUCACUUUUCGUGUUCCACACAAUGCGGCUGUUCAAGUUUACGAUUACAGGGAGAAGAAGGCCAGGGUUGUGUUUGGACCUGAAUUGGUGAUGUUGGGUCCCGAUGAGCAGUUUACAGUAAUGUCUUUAUCUGGAGACAAGCCCAAACGUCCUAACGUCAUCAAAACCAUCUGUCUCCUGCUCGGCCCAGACUUUUGCACUGACAUCAUCACCAUAGAAACAGCUGACCAUGCCCGCUUGCAGCUUCAGCUCUCCUACAACUGGCACUUUGAUAUCAAACAGCCUGCAGAUGCAGCCCAGGGUGCUGCUCUGUUCUCAGUGCCUGAUUUUGUGGGCGAUGCGUGUAAGGCCAUUGCUUCAAGAAUCAGAGGAGCUGUUGCUUCUGUGCAGUUUGAUGACUUCCACAAGAACUCCAACAGGAUCAUCUGUUCGGCUGUCUUUGGUUUCGAUGACAAGCUUGCGAUGAGAUCCAGCCUGCGGUUCAAUCAGAACGCGUUAGUCAUCACCAGCGUGGACAUUCAAUCUGUGGAGCCAGUGGAUCAACGGACCCGUGACGCUCUGCAGAAGAGUGUACAACUAGCCAUUGAGAUCACCACCAAUUCACAGGAAGCCACAGCACGACAUGAGGCUGAGCGUCUGGAGCAGGAGGCUCGUGGCCGCCUAGAAAGGCAGAAGAUCACAGACCAGGCAGAGGCAGAGAAGGCGAGAAAAGAGCUGCUGGAGCUGGAGGCCCAGAGCGCUGCAGUGGAGAGCACAGGAGCAGCAAGGGCCGAAGCUCAAUCCAGAGCCGAGGCAGCUCGUAUACAGGGCGAGGCCGCUGUCGAAGAGGCCAAACUCAAAGCAGAAGCUCAGAGAAUCGAUGCUGAAGCUGAGCUGGCCCGUCUGUCUAAGGCACGGGAUCAAGAACUUAGCUAUAAGAAAGAGAUGGACCACCUGGAGGUAGAUAAGCAACAAAAGAUGGCUGAGAUUGAGAGUCAGCGCUUCAGCCAGCUAGUGAGCAGUCUGGGUACCGAAACUCUGAAGGAAAUGGCUCGUGCUGGACCCGAACUACAGGUGAAGCUCCUGCAGUCUUUGGGUCUGAAGUCUACUCUUAUCACAGAUGGCUCCUCCCCUAUUAAUCUCUUUACUACUGCCAAUGGCCUCCUGGGGGCUCUGCAGGGCAAAGACGACCAAAUUUAAUAAAAAAAGGAAUAGACUAAGAUGAAGAGGCCUUAUACCUUAUACUAUAACUGUGUUUGUAAACCACCAAAAGAUAUUACAAAUGUGAAAAUGCAGCAUAGCAAGAACCUGCUGUAACGCUUCCAAAACCUAGUUUAACAAUAGAUUACUUUUGCAUUUACUAACAUUGGCUUUUUCAGAAGACUUUAAAAAUAUUAAGUGCCUUUUGAAUAUUUGGUUAAAUUGCUACAGUAGGUCUAUAUGUUUUUCUGUACUCACUUGUAAAGGACUAUUACAUUAUCAAAUAUCAAAUAAAAUGACUGUCUCAACCGUA
Molecule: messenger RNA, 3055 nt
Organism: Triplophysa rosa
Lineage: Eukaryota; Metazoa; Chordata; Actinopteri; Cypriniformes; Nemacheilidae
Gene: mvp
Product: major vault protein
Exons: 17
Coding region: 163-2742 (859 amino acids)
Cellular component (GO): nucleus; cytoplasm
Molecular function (GO): protein binding
Source: RefSeq, a predicted model, not a curated record